AUGGCUAACAACAGGGAUGCCAAUGAGAGCACCCCUCUAUUGGACUCUGAGAACACACCUUCACCCCCACCACCAUCAGUUUUCCAGGGAAGAAGACUAGCAUGUGCAGCCAUCCUGCUGGCUGAAUCCUUAGAAAGGAUUGCUUUCUACGGCAUCACAUCCAACCUGGUCCUUUUUCUCAAUAGUAAUCCAUUUUAUUGGGAGGGCACUCAGGCGAGCCAGGCACCUCUGAUGUUCAUGGGAGUUACUUACCUGAUUUCACCAUUCGGAGGCUGGUUGGCAGAUGCAUACCUUGGGAAAUUCUGGACUAUUGCUUCAAGUUUGAUCCUAUAUUUUCUUGGCAUGCUAUUUUUCCCUUUCAUUUCAUAUGACGAUACCAGGACACAGCUAUGUGGCGAAGAGCUGGCGUUUCCUGUGCAACCGGCUGAGUGUCUGAGCACAAACAUUACCCUUCCAAGCAAUGUCACCUGCCCCAUCCGCGCCCCAUAUUGUGGGCCAGCUGUCUACAGUGGCCUCUUUUUAAUUGCAUUAGGCGUGGGUACUGUGAAGUCCAACAUCACUCCCUUUGGGGCAGAUCAGGUCAAAGACAGAGGACCAGAGGCCACGCGCAGAUUCUUCAACUGGUUCUACUGGUGCAUCAACUUAGGAGCCAUCCUGUCUCUGGGAGGUGUGGCAUACAUCCAGCAGAACUUCAGUUUUAGGGUCGGCUACAUCAUUCCCACCGUGUGCCUCGGGGUGUCCUUCCUCGUCUUCCUCCUGGGCCGUACUGUCUUCAUCACCAAGCCUGCUGAUGGCAGCGCCUUCACAGAUAUGUUCAAGAUCCUGGGCUUUGCCUGCUGUUCCAAGAAAACAAAAGAGCCCAACCUGCUCCGCAACAAACCAACACUACUAGACAGUGCCAAAGUGACCUAUGGAGGAAAAUAUCCAGAAGAGAAAGUAGAGGAGUUGAAAGCCCUGGUGAAAGUCCUCCCAGUUUUCUUUGCCCUCGUCCCAUACUGGACUGUGUACUUCCAGAUGCAGACAACGUACAUCCUGCAGGGCCUCCAUCUAAAGAUUCCUAAUAGUGCGUCAAACCUCACUGUUGAUUCCAAGAUGACGUUCCGCUUCCCUGCAGCCUGGCUCACCAUGUUUGACGCAGUGCUCAUCCUCCUGCUGAUUCCCCUUAAGGACAAAGUGGUGGACCCCAUCCUGAAGCGCCGCGGCCUGCUGCCUUCCUCUCUGAAGAGGAUUGCAGUGGGGAUGUUCUUUGUUAUGUGGUCGGCCGUGGCAGCGGGUAUUUUGGAGACCAAACGCCUGGAUAUCGUCAAAUCAAAUGGUACCAUUGACCAGGUGGUUGGCAACGUUAUCUACCACGCAGCAGAUUUACCCAUAUGGUGGCAAAUCCCUCAAUAUGUGCUGAUAGGAAUCAGCGAAGUCUUUGCCAGCAUUGCAGGUCUGGAGUUUGCCUAUUCUGCAGCUCCCAGGUCCAUGCAGAGUGCCAUCAUGGGGAUCUUCUUUUUCUUCUCUGGGAUUGGCUCCUUCGUUGGUUCCGGUUUGUUGGCUAUCGUUUCCCUCAAGGCGAUUGGCUGGAUGUCAUCGCACAAAGACUUUGGGAACAUCAACGACUGCUCUCUGCACUACUACUUCUUCCUCCUGGCGGGGAUCCAGGGUGUCACCUUGCUGGUCUUUCUUAUCGUCUCUUUCAAGUAUGACAAGCAGAGGGCCAAGACAGGAAGCCAAAGGCAGAGACUCACCUCGUCUUGAUCUGCACACACGCCCCCGUACCCCCCCUCACCGCACCUGCCUUUUCCUGUCGUUCAGUGCCCAAAGUGUCCAAUAGGUACUCACCAAUGAAAUCCUACAAAAAUGUGGUUUACCUUUUUAAGUUGCAAGUUGUCUUGCCACGACUAGUAUUUAUGAUGAUUUUGAUGCUUUUAAGCGGGUACUCUUCAUCCUGUUUUAAAACAUUAAUGGUUUUACAGCACUGGAUUAACGCACAGGUGUCACUGGAGGUAUGGAGAUUAAUCGAGGAGCCAUGUCUGAAUCAUCUCUCGUUGCCUUUCUUUGAUCGUUUGCACUUGAUUUAAGGAGUGGUGCCAUAAAACACAUAAGAUAUCGAGAUAUUAUCUGAUCAUGAAGAAUGUUCAGUGGUUAUACGUUUACGUUUUGUUUACUAACAAAGUCUCAUCUUUGGACUUACCGGUACUCUUCUGCUAACAGUUGCACUGACCCCGGUACGAUACGUCAGUUAAAUGUGUGCAUUAAAUGUUCUUUAAUUAUUAUUUCUUAGACUUAUCCCUGUUGCACUUUUUCAAGUGCUUGAAAUACUUCUGCAGCGACGUAGUUAUGAGUAAUUAAUUGUAUGUUGUUGCAGAUUCCCAGAAAUCAUUUUCUAUUAAUGACAGAAUACGGCUUUUGUUUUAAUGAGAUUCCACAUUUACAUUCGACUAUUAUUCAAAUCUAAUAUUGAGAGAAAACAUGUCCCAUGUUUGUUUUCCACUGCCUGUGAUUACACACUGUAAAUCCACAUAAGUCCUUCCCUAUAAAUCCGCUUUAAAUCCUCCGAACCAUACACAUUAAUAAUGAUAACUCCUUAUGCUAAAAAUACUUCACAGCAGUUUCAUUUCUGGUCGAGCUGCAAAACCGCGUGACAAACAACUCAUUAGAAACUAACCUUAAGUCUCACGGGCCACCUUGAGUGGAGCUCUUGUUUUAGCUUUAUACUGUUAUAAUGCUGUGUACGUGGAUGUUUCAAUUCUCUGAAUGGGCUUAUAGCACAAGGUUCUGAAUUUUAUUUAAAAAGAGAACAAUCUCAGGGCUCGAGGAAUAGUGUCGAGUGACAUAACUCUCCAGGAAAUGAAGAAACUGCCUUUGGGAGCUCAGAACUGUGUUUACCCUGUGGUGUAAAUAAAGUUACAUUUGUAACGGCACAUAAAAAGCAAGAAGCUGACUCCUGUUAGUGAUUUUACUUUGUGUUUAAUUGGUCGUAUAAAUGUUCCUUGUUUUAUUGCAUAUUUUAUAUAUACUUGCUUUGUUAUUUCAGUCCUCUUCAAAAAGAUUUAUUACGUUUAUUUGGGAAUUAUAUUCUGUUUUCAUAAUGCUACAGAACUGGAAUAUGUGUGUCGCCAUUAAAGUAUAUUAAAUUGA
This is a messenger RNA of Cottoperca gobio, 3126 nucleotides long. It is a transcript of the gene slc15a4, whose product is annotated as solute carrier family 15 member 4. Gene Ontology annotation, biological process: transmembrane transport; oligopeptide transport. Gene Ontology annotation, cellular component: membrane. The record is from RefSeq and is a predicted model, not a curated record. Gene Ontology annotation, molecular function: transmembrane transporter activity. The coding region runs from base 1 to 1743 and encodes 580 amino acids. The transcript is spliced from 8 exons. Lineage: Eukaryota; Metazoa; Chordata; Actinopteri; Perciformes; Bovichtidae.